CACUUUUAAUUUCUUUUCCACAUGAUAACUGGGGUAGAAGUUAUUCAUGAAGACAGAGUCCAUACACUUCAUGUUCCUAUUAAACUACCCUCCAAAUCCAAUCAGCUUGUUCUUUCUAAAUCUGAAAAGAAACUAAAUAUUCACUCAAGAAGAAGAAGAGAAGAGAUGUGAAGAAGAGAUUUCUGGUGGUGGCAAAGGGAAAAUUAGUAGAAACGAUCAGUCCAAUUUGAUGUUCAAGUGUACAGAAGAAAAAAUGACUUGGUUUAUUGAAAUUUCAAGCUUUAUGAUCACCAUUUCAAUUGUGAUCAUUUUGGCCUAUCCUUUUCUACCAUCCUAUCCUCCAGCAGAAGCAAUAAAAUCAUCCGAUUCAAAUCCUGAUCCUCUGUUCAACUAUAAACAAUCACCAAAUUUCAAGAACUCUCCAAAAUGUUCAAUAAUUCCCACAAGUUCCAUUAGCACAAAAAUUUGCAAUCCUUCUCUAGUCCAUAUUUCAAUGACCCUUGACAUUAAAUUCCUUCGUGGAUCGGUCGCUGCAAUUCAUUCAAUCCAUCAGCAUUGUCACUGCCCUGAAAAUCUUUUCUUCCAUUUCAUUUCAUCUGAUACAAAUCUUGAACCCCACUUGGAAAAAAUAUUCCCCUUUUUGGCUUUCAAGAUUUACUAUUUCAAUCCAGGGAUUGUGCAGAACAAGAUUUCUUCUAGCAUAAGGCAAGCUCUUGAACAUCCAUUGAAUUAUGCAAGGAAUUACUUGGCUGACCUCUUAGAGCCCUGUGUUGAAAGGGUCAUAUACUUGGAUUCUGAUAUCAUUGUAGUUGAUGACAUUUCCAAUUUGUGGAGAAUAAGUCUUGGAUCAACAACUUUGGGAUCACCCGAGUACUGCCAUGCUAAUUUCACCAACUAUUUUACCCCUAAAUUUUGGUCUCACAAGAAGUUUUCUCGCGCGUUCCAUGGCCAGAGACCUUGUUACUUCAACACAGGUGUAAUGGUGAUUGAUUUAACUAAAUGGAGGAAGUACAGAUACACAAGGAAACUAGAAAGAUGGAUGAAGAUUCAGAGAGUGCAUAGGAUAUAUGAGCUCGGUUCAUUGCCCCCAUUUUUAUUGGUAUUUGCAGGGAAGAUAGUACCAAUUGACCAAAGAUGGAACCAGCAUGGACUUGGAGGGGAUAAUUUGGGUGGAAGUUGCAGAAAUAUACAUGCUGGUCCUGUUAGUUUGUUGCAUUGGAGUGGAGGUGGAAAACCUUGGCUCAGGCUGGAUUCUGGCAACUCUUGCCCUCUCGACGAGCUCUGGGCUCGCUACGACUUGCAUGGCUAGAAAUAACAUCCAAUGAUCACUUUUCGGCCUUAUCGUUGAAAAAUAGUCAUUGUACUGAAAUUUCAAAUUCAACAAGUAAAACUUCAGAACAAUGGCUACUUUUCAAUUAUAGGUGCUGAAAAGUGGUUAUUUAUGAAUUUUCCCCUAGCACAGACCUGACCAGAAAUUUGACAAUUAGUAAUUUCCCUAUAAAAUUCUGAAUGCACCAUUUUGUGAAUCAUCUUAUCAAUAAUUGAUAGUACCUCUAAGUUU
This is a messenger RNA of Lycium ferocissimum, 1561 nucleotides long. Its product is annotated as probable galacturonosyltransferase-like 7. The transcript is spliced from 2 exons. Gene Ontology annotation, molecular function: glycosyltransferase activity. Lineage: Eukaryota; Viridiplantae; Streptophyta; Magnoliopsida; Solanales; Solanaceae. The record is from RefSeq and is a predicted model, not a curated record. Gene Ontology annotation, cellular component: Golgi apparatus. Bases 230 to 1309 code for a protein of 359 amino acids.